Molecule: messenger RNA, 10550 nt
Organism: Ctenopharyngodon idella (grass carp)
Lineage: Eukaryota; Metazoa; Chordata; Actinopteri; Cypriniformes; Xenocyprididae
Gene: fbn1
Product: fibrillin 1
Exons: 66
Coding region: 247-8886 (2879 amino acids)
Molecular function (GO): calcium ion binding
Source: RefSeq, a predicted model, not a curated record
GUUUUCAGCUGCGGCUGGACGAGGUUUGAGUGGCGCAGCAGAAUGAGCGCUGAUGCAGUAACGCAGCCGCAGCGCACACACUCAUCCUGCUGCGCUUUGUGUUGCAUCUCUGCGUCGCCUUCACUCUCUUUUUCUCACCCUGACAACUUUUAUCAGGCACUUUAAAGUCUUUAUUUUUGCACACUUACUGGAGGAAACUUCAUCUUCAUCUUCUUCAUCAUCUACUGGAGCGGGAGCGAGCGCAGAAUGAGGCGGCUGCUCGUGCUCGCGGCGGGACUCUCAGCGCUCGUGUCGCUGUGUGUAUCUGCGCAGACGCUCGACGCAGGCGCAGACAGAGCUGCGCAGACGCCUGACACGGAGCAGCCGAGAGCGAGCCGAUCGAAACGGCGAGGCGGCGGGCAAGACGUGCUGAAGGGGCCGAAUGUGUGUGGAUCCCGUCACCAUGCGUACUGCUGUCCCGGAUGGAAGACCUUGACCGGAGGGAACCAGUGCAUCGUUCCGAUUUGUCGCAGCUCCUGUGGGGACGGAUUCUGCUCCAGACCCAACAUGUGCACCUGUCCGACCGGCCAGAUCGCGCCCACCUGCGGAUCCAAAUCAGUCCAGAACUGUAACAUCCGCUGUAUGAACGGUGGGACGUGUGCAGAGGAGCAGUGUCUGUGUCAGAAGGGAUACACUGGAGCUCACUGCGGCCAGCCGGUGUGUGAGUCUGGCUGUCUGAACGGGGGCCGGUGUGUCGCUCCGAACCGAUGUCUGUGUAAUUACGGCUUCACUGGGGCUCAGUGUGAAAGAGAUUACAGGACGGGACCCUGUUUCGCAUCGGUCAGUAACCAGAUGUGUCAGGGUCAGCUGACGGGAAUCGUUUGCACCAAGACGCUGUGUUGUGCGACAGUGGGACGGGCCUGGGGUCACCCGUGUGAACAGUGCCCUGCUCAACCGCACCCCUGCCGCCGGGGCUUCAUUCCCAACCAUCGCUCUGGGGCCUGUCAGGAUGUGGACGAGUGCCAAGCCAUUCCUGGACUCUGUCAGGGGGGGAACUGUGUGAAUACUGUGGGCUCAUUUGAGUGCAAAUGCCCCGCCGGACACAAGUUCAACGAAAUAACACAGAAAUGUGAAGACAUUGACGAGUGCUCUCACAUCCCGGGCCUCUGCAGUGGAGGUCAGUGCUCCAACACCAUCGGCAGCUACUUCUGCAGGUGUCCGGUGGGCUUCGACACAGCGCUGGACGGCUCGCGCUGCAUCGAUGCCCGUACGGGGUUCUGCUACACCAGCAUCGUCAACGGACGCUGUGCCAACCUGCUGCAGCAGCGUAUGUCUAAGAGUCAGUGCUGCUGUGACAACCAAGGAUGCUGGUCUGGAUCCACCGUCCCAGAGAUGUGUCCCAUCCGCGGAACAGAGGAGUAUCAGACACUCUGUCUGAUUAGUCAGACGAUUGUUGAUCCACAGCGACCAUAUCCUGGCCCUGGUCCUGGUCCUUAUCCUGGUCCUGGUCCGUAUCCUGGUCCUGUUCCACGUCCUGGUCCCUAUGACCCAAAUGGCCCUUACCCACCUGAUGUGUUCCCGAUACCUGUGCGGCCCACACCUGCUGACCUUCCCUCGUUCACCAUCAGGCCUAUCAUCCUGCCUCAGAACGUCAGCAUCAGGAACAUGUGCGAGGUGAUUCGUAAUCUGUGCGUCAACGGCCGAUGCGUGCCGACACCGGGCAGCUACCGCUGCGAGUGUAACAUGGGCUUCAGGCUGGAUGGACGCGGCGAAUGCAUCGAUGAAAUUGAGUGUGAGCGAAGGCCCUGUGCAGUCGGAGAGUGUAUUAACACACACGGCUCCUAUUACUGCCAGUGUCCCACUGGAUUCCAGAGCACUGCGACUCGAACCGAGUGUCGAGAUCUGGAUGAGUGUGUGGCCAACGGUCGCAUCUGUAACAACGGCCGCUGCGUCAACACGGAGGGAAGCUUCCACUGCGUGUGCAACGCCGGCUUUGAGAUCUCAACGGACGGCAGGAACUGCCAAGAUACUGAUGAGUGUUUGAUUAGGAACAUCUGUCUGAACGGCAUGUGCAUUAAUGAGGACGGCAGCUUCAAGUGCAUCUGUAAACCUGGAUACUUGUUGGAUGGCACUGGCCGAUUCUGUGUGGAUGUGGACGAGUGUGAGGUUCCCGGCAUGUGUAUGAACGGUCACUGCGUGAACACGGAGGGCUCGUUCAGGUGCGAGUGUAUGCCGGGACUCGCCGUGGGGCUGGACGGACGCGUCUGCGUAGACACACACAUGCGCAGCACGUGUUAUGGAGAGUAUAAACGCGGUCAGUGUGUGCGACCGUUCUUAGGCGCUGUGACCAAAUCGGAAUGCUGCUGCGCCAACGUGGAGUAUGCCUUCGGAGAGCCGUGCCAGCCGUGCCCGCCGCUCAGCUCAGCGGAGUUCUCGGCUCUGUGCAGUAACGGCAUAGGAACUGCGACUGGUGGCAGAGAUAUAAACGAGUGUGCGCUGGACCCUGAUAUCUGUAAGAACGGCGUGUGCGAGAACAUGCUCAGAACAUACAAGUGUAACUGUAAUCUGGGCUUCGAGGUGGACAUCAGCGGGAAGACCUGUGUGGACGUGGACGAGUGCAUAAUUAACAGUCACCUGUGUGAGAACGGCCAGUGCAGGAACACGCCGGGCAGCUACGCGUGUAACUGCCCGAAGGGCUUCAUCUUCCAUCCCAAGACAGAGGUGUGUGAAGACGUCGAUGAGUGUUUGUCCAACCCGUGUGUGAACGGCGAGUGUAAGAACAGUCCCGGCUCGUUCGUGUGUCUGUGCUCAACAGGAAGCACGCUGGACAGCUCAGGAACGCUGUGUGUGGAGACCACUAAGGGCACGUGUUGGCUGAAGGUGGUUAACGGAAAGUGUGAGAUUAACAUUAACGGAGCGACGCUGAAGUCUCACUGCUGUGCCACGCUGGGGGCGGCGUGGGGGUCACCGUGUGCCAAGUGUGAACCAGAUGCGUUCUGCUCUAAAGGUUACGCGCGGGUGAAGGGAACCAUCUGUGAGGAUGUGAACGAGUGUGAGCUGUUUCCUAGCGUGUGCAUCAAUGGAAAGUGUGUGAACACGGACGGAUCGUUUGUGUGCCAGUGCCCCACUGGCAUGACUGUGGACGCCUCUGGAAGAACCUGUGUUGACCUGCGCACUGAGUUGUGUUACCUCUCACACAUCGACGAGCGCUGCGGAGCUGCGAUUCCCGGACGGCAUCGCGUGGACGCCUGCUGCUGCUCCGUCGGCGUGGCCUGGGGCCCGGAAUGCGACGAGUGUCCGGAGAAGGGAACGCCGGAAUACGCUCAGAUCUGCCCUCGACCCGGUUUCUCCCACCGCGGAGACUUCAUCAACGGGAAACCCUUCCUCAAAGACAUAAACGAGUGUAAAAUGAUUCACAGCUUGUGCACCAACGGCCGCUGCAGGAACACCAUCGGCAGCUUCCGCUGCAAGUGCGACAGCGGCUUCGCUCUGGACUCUGAUGAAAGGAACUGCACAGAUAUCGACGAGUGUCGCAUCUCUCCUGACCUGUGUGGUCAAGGCACGUGUGUGAACACAGCCGGGGACUUUCAGUGCGAGUGUUUCACCGGAUAUGAGAGCGGAUUCAUGAUGAUGAAGAACUGCAUGGACAUCAAUGAGUGUGAGCGCAACCCUUUGCUCUGUAGAGGAGGCGAAUGCAUCAACACCGAGGGCAGCUUCCGCUGCUCGUGUCCGGAGGGCCAUGAGAUCGCUCCCGACGGCUCCGCGUGCUUGGAUAUUAAUGAGUGUGAACUGAGUGACAAACUGUGCAGGAACGGUCAGUGUGUGAACAUGAUCGGACACUAUCAGUGCUCCUGUAACACCGGCUACAAAUCCACUGAAGACAGACUCGCUUGCGUCGAUAUUGAUGAGUGCACCAUUGAGAACGGUGGCUGUGAGACCUUCUGCACGAACUCAGAGGGCAGUUACGAGUGCAGCUGUCGCCGCGGUUACGCCCUCAUGCCUGACCUCAGGAGCUGCACAGAUAUCGACGAGUGUGAGGACAGUCCUGACAUCUGCGACGGCGGGCAGUGCACGAACAUCCCGGGUGAAUUCCAGUGCCUGUGUUUUGAUGGAUUCAUGUCGUCUGAGGAUAUGAAAUCAUGUCUGGAUGUGAACGAGUGUGAGCUGAAUCCCAACAUCUGUCUGAGCGGGAAGUGUGAAAACACGAAGGGCUCGUUUAUCUGUCACUGUGACCUCGGAUUCUCCGUCAGGAAAGGGACGACCGGCUGUACAGAUAUUAACGAGUGUGAGAUCGGCGCUCAUAACUGCGACCGGCACGCGACCUGCACCAACACCGCCGGCAGCUUCAAAUGCAGCUGCGCUCCGGGCUGGAUCGGGAACGGGAUCAAAUGCUCAGAUCUGGACGAGUGUUCCAAUGGGACGCACCUGUGCAGCCCCAGCGCAGACUGCAUGAACACCAUGGGCUCCUACCGCUGCCUGUGCAAAGAGGGCUUCAACGGAGACGGCUUCUACUGCACCGACACGGAUGAGUGUGCUGAGAACGUGAAUCUGUGUGAGAGCGGACACUGUCUGAACAUCGCUGGAGGAUAUCGCUGUGAAUGUGACAUGGGCUUCAUCCCCACUGCAGACGGCAAAGCGUGUGAAGACAUAGACGAGUGCACGUUUGCCGACAUCUGUGUGAACGGCCGCUGCCGCAAUAUUCCGGGUCUCUUCAGGUGCCUCUGUGACACCGGCUAUGAGCUGGACCGGAGCGGAGGAAACUGCACGGACGUGAACGAGUGUGCCAGCCCGACCACAUGCAUCAGCGGUCUGUGUGUGAACACCCCGGGCAGUUACAUCUGCAGCUGUCCUCAGGGCUUUGAGCUCAACCCCACUGGAGUCGGCUGCGUCGACACUCGCUCUGGAACCUGCUAUCUGGAGGUCCAUCAGCGUGGCGAUUACUCGGACAGUCUGGACUGCUCCACUGAGAUCGGCGUGGGCGUGUCCAAAGCGUCCUGCUGCUGUUCUCUGGGUCGGGCGUGGGGGUCGCCCUGUGAGGCCUGUCCACUGCUCAACUCCUCUGAGUACAAGGUUCUGUGUCCCGGAGGAGAAGGAUUCCGACCCAAUCCGAUCACAGUGAUACUAGAGGAUAUCAACGAGUGUCAGGAGCUGCCUGGUCUGUGUCAGGGAGGAAACUGCAUCAACACGUUUGGCAGUUUCCACUGUGAAUGUCCAAAAGGUUUUGCACUCAAUGAAGACACCAGGAUCUGUGAAGAUGUGGAUGAGUGUAAGCGGUCUGGCAUCUGUGGUCCAGGUGAGUGUUACAACACCAUUGGAAACUACACCUGCAUCUGCCCACCGGAGUACAUGCAGAUCAACGGAGGAAACAACUGCAUGGACAUGCGGAAGAGCUUGUGUUACAGGAAUUACUAUGAUAACGCCACAUGUGAUGGAGAACUAGCCUACAACAUGACUAAGAAGUUCUGCUGCUGCUCAUACAACAUCGGCCGGGCCUGGAAUAAACCCUGCGAGCGCUGUCCCGUUCCCAGCACCAAUGAGUUUGCUGUGCUGUGUGGAAGUGAGAUACCGGGAUAUUUCAUUGACAUCUACACUGGACAAAUCAUUGACAUCGAUGAGUGCCGUGAGAUUCCCGGCGUGUGUGAGAACGGCGUGUGUAUCAACAUGAUUGGCAGUUUCCGUUGUGAAUGUCCGAUGGGCUUCGUUUAUAAUGACAAGCUGCUGAUCUGUGAGGAUAUUGACGAGUGUCAGAACGGGCCGGUGUGUCAGCAGAAUGCAGUCUGUCUGAACGUUCCUGGAAGUUUCCGCUGCGAGUGUAAACCUGGAUACCGGCAAACUCCCACCCAGCAGUGUGUCGAUCGUAAUGAGUGUGCUGAGAAUCCAAACAUCUGCAGUCCUGGUCAGUGUAUCGACAUGGUGGGUAGUUACCGCUGCUUCUGCCCCAAUGGCUUCAUAUCCACCCCGGACCUGUGUAUUGAUGUGGACGAGUGCGAGCGUCAGCCAUGUGGAAAUGGAACCUGUAAGAACACCGUGGGCUCCUACAACUGCUUGUGUUACCCAGGAUUCCAGCUGUCACACAACAACGACUGCAUCGACACAGAUGAGUGCGCGUCACUCCGGGGCUUGUGUCGCAACGGAAACUGCAUCAACACAGUGGGCUCGUUUGUGUGCGUGUGUCUGGAUGGGUAUAAACUCUCUCCUGAUGGCCGGAUGUGUGUGGACAUCAACGAGUGUUUAAUCAGCCCCGGCACCUGCGGCCCUGGGAUGUGUCAGAAUCUGGACGGCUCCUACAGGUGCAUCUGUCCUCCUGGAUAUUUCCUGCAGAACGACAGGUGUGAAGAUAUUGACGAAUGCUCUCAGACUCCAGAGAUCUGCAUCUUUGGCAAGUGUGUGAACACACCGGGCAGCUUCAGGUGCGAAUGUCCGGAGGGAUUCCAGCUGUCCUCGUCCGGAAUAAGAUGUGUGGAUAUUCGUGUGAAUUACUGUUACACUAAGUUCGAGAACGGACGCUGUUUGGCUCCGAAGCCAUUGAACACCACUAAAGGCGAAUGCUGCUGCAACACCAUGCCGGGUGAGGGAUGGGGCGACCCGUGUGAGAUCUGCCCCUCCAGUAAGGACGAGACGUUCAGUGCUCUGUGUCCCACUGUGGGCACGACCCACAGUAUAGACGGCACGCCUGUAGAUGUGGACGAGUGUGCGGUGAACCCCGGCAUCUGUAAGAACGGCCACUGCAUCAACACGGACGGGACGUUCCGCUGUGAAUGCCCCAUCGGGUACCAGCUCGACUCCACCCAGAUCAACUGUAAAGACACAAACGAGUGUGAGCUGGGGAACCCGUGUGGUAAUGGCACCUGCACGAACGUGGAGGGAGGGUUUGAAUGCAGCUGCGACGAGGGUUUCGAGCCUGGACCCAUGAUAACCUGUGAAGAUGUAAACGAGUGUUCCCUGAAUCCUCUGCUGUGUGCAUUCCGCUGUGUCAACACGUUUGGAUCGUACGAAUGCAAAUGUCCAGUGGGAUAUGUGCUGAGAGAAGACCGCCGGAUGUGCAAAGAUCAGAACGAGUGUGAGGACGGGCUGGACGACUGUGCGUCCAGAGGGAUGACCUGUAAGAAUCUGAUCGGCACGUACAUGUGUAUCUGCUCGCCGGGAUACACGAGACAGCCCAACGGAGACAGCUGCGUGGAUCUGAACGAGUGCACGGCCAAGCCAGGCAUCUGUGAGAACGGCCGCUGCGAGAACACGGUGGGCAGUUACCGCUGCAUCUGCGAUCAGGGCUUCAGUCCCAGUUCCAGCAGAACCGAGUGCAUCGAUAACCGUCAGGGCUUCUGCUUCCUGGAGGUUCUCCAGACCAUGUGUCAGAUGAGUUCCAGCAGUCGGGUCAGCGUCAGGAAGUCCGAGUGCUGUUGUGACGGGGGCCGCGGCUGGGGGCCCAACUGUGAGCUCUGCCCGCUGCCCGGCACCACCCAAUACAAGAAGAUGUGCCCGCUCGGACCUGGCUACAACACUGACAGCCAGGAUAUUGACGAGUGUAAGGUGAUGGGGAAUCUGUGUAAGAACGGUCAGUGUUUGAACACGCAGGGCUCCUUCAGUUGCAUCUGUAAACCAGGAUACACCACUGACAUCAGGGGCACACAGUGUGUGGAUGUGGACGAGUGUGUUCAGGCUCCUAAACCCUGUAACUUCAUCUGUAAGAACACGGAGGGCGGGUACCUGUGCUCCUGCCCACGCGGAUACGUGCUUCAGGACGACGCCAAGAGCUGCCGGGACCUGGACGAAUGCGCAACCAAACAACACAACUGUCAGUUCCUGUGCGUCAACACCAUUGGAGGAUUCACCUGCAAAUGCCCAGCAGGAUUCACACAGCACCACACGGCCUGCAUCGAUAAUAAUGAAUGUGCCUCCGAACCGGGUCUCUGUGGUCCGAACGGAGUGUGUCAGAACAGCCCCGGCAGCUUCAACUGUGAGUGUCAGAGAGGAUUUGCCCUCGACCCCAACGGACAGCACUGUGAAGACAUGGACGAGUGUGUCGGGAAUCAUCGCUGUCAGCACGGCUGUCAGAACCUGGUGGGCGGCUACAGAUGCAGCUGUCCUCAGGGAUACCUGCAGCACUACCAGUGGAACCAGUGCGUCGAUGAGAACGAGUGCCAGAACAGUCAGAUAUGCGGCGGCGCCUCGUGUCACAACACGCUGGGCAGUUUCCGCUGCCUGUGUCCGACGGGCUUCGCCUUCGAGCAAAUGGUAGGUGGCUGUCAGGACGUCAACGAGUGCAGCUCAUCGCAGAACCCCUGCACAUACGGCUGCUCCAAUACGGACGGAGGUUACGUGUGCGGCUGCCCACCCGGAUACCUGAGAGCAGGACAGGGUCACUGUCUCUCUGGAGCGGGUCUGUCGGCCGGCGGCUCUCCUCUGACUCCCUCUGCUGACACCGACGAGAACUCGCUCUCUCCCGAGGCCUGUUAUGAGUGUAAGAUCAACGGCUAUCCAAAGAAGGGCCGCAAACGCAGAGACGUCAACACAACCGAAGAGCUUCAGAAUGAUCUGGACUUGGUCAGUCUGGCCAGUGUGGACGUGGACAACACACUCCAGCUGCAUCUGAACAUCAGCUCGCUGAAGAGCAAAGACCACAUCAUCGACUUUGUCCCGGCGCUGUCGACGCUCACCAACCACGUGCGCUACACCAUCGACUACGGCAACGACGACGGCCUGUUCAGGAUGAACCAGAAGGACGGCGUCAGCUACCUGCACAUAUCCAAGAAGAAAGCUCUCCAGCCAGGGGCGUAUUAUUUACAAAUCCGCAGCAUGCCCCUGUCCGGUAGAAAAGAACCGGCGGAAGAGCAGCCGGACACGGACUACCUCAGCGGGCAGCUGGGAGACGCUCUGCUCAUGCGAGUACAGAUCGUCCUGCACUGAUUCACCAAACAGACAGACUGCCGCAGCUACGGCCAAAGACCAGCACCUAUCGCACCCGCGCGCUUCCUCUCCAUCAUACGCUCGCAUCGAAUAUAGCAGCUGUGGAGGAACGGACGCGAGCCGCACGCGUGCCGAAGAGCCUCGCUCUCUCUCUCUCGCCGCUCCCGCUCAGUCUAUCGCAUCUUACUGCUGCUGCACUGCAGAAAACCACUUCCUAAUCAGUGUUUUUGUCUUGUUUUCCAGAACAAAUAUCUAAACAUUCUUAAAUCAAGAUGCUUGAGAAGCAAAAUGAGUCUUGGUUUCUGAAAAAUGAUCAAAAUUAAGUGAGAUGUUGCUUACAAACAAACAAAAAAAAUCUCCCAAUGGAGUCAGAAAAAUAAACUUAUUUCAUCUUCAUCUUUCUUUAGUUGCUGUUUAAGCAUGAAAAAGGCGGGAGUUCUUCUCUAUAUCAGUGUCAGUGUUUCUGAACUCCCUGAAACGCCUCCAUCUGUAGUUUUCUUCACAAUAUUCCUCAUUUAAAUAAUUCAUACGCAGAAUAAAGGGGCGGGGCCUGGUAGAGUUAGUUAGUAGUGUGUUGAAACUGGCGGUUAUGGUAAGGGGCGGGACACAUUUAAAUAGGCGCUUUUACAUUUAUCUUUAAAAGCGAAUCUUCCGCCAUCGUCUUGUCAGUCAGCUCCUCACUCUCGUGAUGAAUGAAACCUGACUCCUGCUGCUGAUCUGUGCUGCGACUCAAACACAUUUCCCAAACACGCUCGAAGCGCUUGACCAAUCAGAGCACAUUGUGCUUUUCAGAAGGAGGGGCUUCAUAGAGACAGGAACUAAACAGAGCGUUACUGACAGACUGGGAAGAGAGGAGCUGAACAAUGGAGAAUAUGAGGAAAAUAAUCAACAUUCAAGCAGGAAAACCUGUUCUAGUAGAGCACAAAAACUACAUCAAGACUUUGGAAAAGGGGAUAAAAUCGCUUUUUAAAUCACAGUUCAUUUACUUGAGUAGGAAAAUAAAGAGUUUGUGCUUAAAACAAGAAUAAAUAUCUACCAAUAGGGUCAAGAAAAUCAACUUAAUUCAAAGAAAAAUUUUUCCGACUCCAUUGGCAGAUGUUUCUUAUUGUUUUAAGCAUAAUCGCACUUAAUUUGAUUCAUUUUUUCAGUAAACAAGACUUAAUACCUUCAGUCAUUUCUCUUCUCCAGUAAAUGUAUCUUGAUUUAAGAAUGUUUAGAUAUUUGUACUGGAAAACAAGACAAAAAUACUGAGGAAGAACAUCAUGUUUUGCAGGGCAGUCACGUGAGCGCAUUGAUUCAAGCACUGUAAUAAUCGUCCGCGGCUGACCGACGCUUUCUGUUCUCUCCUGCAACUAUACUACAUGUAAUUUAAGUGUGUCUAUACUGUAACCGUGUCACUUUGUUACUCGCGAUGUAAACUAGAGGACCCCUGGAACGGAGGGGUUUGUAAUGGUGCUUGUUAUAAUGACCAACUACUUGUAAACUGUGUUUCUGUGACUCGAUCCAUGCACUGAGGUCUUACGGCCACACGCACUUCCACACACACGCUCACCGCGUCAUCGGCCGUCUGGCCUCGGCCUGGAGAACCACGCCGUUCUGUUCUGUGUUCACACUUGCGAGGGGUUUAGUUGUACAUUCACAAUAAAAACAUAUUUUUGGUUGUA